Molecule: messenger RNA, 1763 nt
Organism: Kockovaella imperatae
Lineage: Eukaryota; Fungi; Basidiomycota; Tremellomycetes; Tremellales; Cuniculitremaceae
Exons: 2
Coding region: 129-1709 (526 amino acids)
Biological process (GO): negative regulation of cell population proliferation; negative regulation of mitotic cell cycle
Cellular component (GO): cytoplasm; nucleus
Source: RefSeq, a predicted model, not a curated record
GUGGGUAGCAUAACAACACUAGACGAAUUACAGCGCUCUCAGCUCCUCAGCGGCGUCCUCGACAUUCAUUGGUCCUUAUGAGUCAUCCGAAGCGGUAAACAACUAUCCCCUUAGGAGCUCCGUCCACAAUGCCCAACUUGGAUCCUGAUCCGAAGCGGAUAUCACUGGAUAUCUCACAACAAUGUUCACAACACCAUCGAUCUCAAUCACCUCAAAGUACAACCGAUCCCUCACCAGCAUUAACACAUAAAUCUGCGCUCAGUAUCUCAAAUCUUGAGCUGGAUCUCUCCCUCUCGUCAGCUUUAUCCGCAUUGAUAGAUCACCUCUUGUCACCUCUCAACCGAUGUUAUACGCCUACGGUCCUCUCGGCUCUCAGACUUCACCUCACCUCUUCCUUGACUGAACUGUUUGCACCUUCUUGGGAUAUCGCACAUCCUCAGUAUGGCUCAGGUUUCAGGUCUCUGAUCUGCGACAAUCAACAUGGUCUACCGAAACCUCUCAAGGAAUCGGCAAUGGAGUCGGGCGUUGUGGAGCAUAUAUGGAUCAGGCAGCUGUCAAAGCCCGUCGACAAAGAGGCUACCGAGGCCGUCAGACGUCGAGCGAGGGAAUGGGAAGCUUGGUGUGAUCCUGGGACUGUCAUGUGGCGAUAUGGUGGUUGGGAGUGGGAAGACUCUGCCAAUGAUCCAGUAAGAAUGGUCCGAGAACCGCUUCAGAUCAUAUGGCAGGCAUCCACUUCUCCAAAGCUCAUCGCUCCUCGUCCUACCGCCUCCGAAUCCUCGUCCACACCGAACCCCACUCGGACUUCCCACGCCAUACCUAUCCGCGCUCCUGUCCCGCUGCCCUCGGUCUUUGCGAUCCCUCCAACACCGGCUACCCAAUUCACCUCCCAGCAAGUUUCCCUCAGCACAGACCUCUUACCCGCCGCCCAUUUCUCUCGCACCCCUUCCCCGGCGCAUUCGGAGGCUUCGUCAGGCUACUCGUCGUCAACUGGACGUAGCGACGGAUUCGUCUCGCAUCAAGGCACCUCACAAACAAGCAUGGGCAGCUCUGAUGACAUGACCAAGCCUCCGUCGCGAGGAUCUCACCGAGGCUCUGGCUCCGGAUCUACCAGCUCGAUCGAGUCCGACAAUUCUGGGCCGAUUCAGCCCAUCACUCCAGACGCUCGUCCGGCGUCAGCGGAUGGCUUUCCACCCACACUGCUACCAGAAGUCAACAGGGAUCAUAUUGACUCAGGGACUGCCCGAGGUCGAGAUUUCUCACCUUUGACUCCGAAGGAAGAGGUCUCUUCUCCUGGGUCGACACCUACUCCCACCGUAACACCUUACGAUGGAGGCAAUGUGACUGUCUUGGGAGGUGGAGUCAAACUCGGAGGCAUGUCUCGACCGGGUAGCCGAACGCCUCACGAUCGAUCCCGAUCCCCCUCCAUCUCAUUGGCUUCCCGUGCCCUGUCGAGCGCAAUGGGUCCAGGUCAGGGAAAUCGUAAAGUCCGAACGAGGAGAAGGAUCAUGCCCACGUAUCUCGGUCAUUUGGGUCAACCAGGUGUCGGAGGCCCCAUCAUGGGAGCCUUUGGCAUGCCUCCCAUGCCACCUGGCACAUGGCCGACUACGAACGCCCCUGCUGGAACCGGCUUAGGUGUCGGAGUUGGCGUUGGACCUCCUCCCGUGAACCCUCGAGGGUCAGGUCAAGGAAUGCCGAGAAUGGGAUCAUGAUUGGGUCUUCCGAGACACUGUUCCCCUUUGUUUCUAGAGCCUCGUGACGACUUG